GCGGAAGUGACGUCACGCCUCCCCACCAGCACGAGUAAACAGUCCUCCACAGGAUGUCGCUAGGAUACCAAGUUUUAUCCUUUAAAUGUCAGCUUAUAUAAACGUUUAGCUCGCGGUGGAUAACUUCUAGACGCAGAAAAGUGGUUGUGAACAGCAUACCGAACAUUUAAAGCUUUUUGUAACAUUUCAAUAGCAGCUAUAAAAGGUAAUGAGAGUCUGUGCUACGUUAUGUUAGCAUGCUAAGCUAAGCUAAGCGGCUAACUUCAGUUGGGUGUUUUGGAGAUGGCAGCUGGAGCAGGAGGCUCUCUGGAGUCCACUUUAGAGAGGAGGUUUCAAGGUGUUUCCAACACGAUGGACUCAAUUCAAGGACUGGCAACGUGGUGCAUCGAUAACAAGAAGUACCACAGCUCGAUUGUGCGACACUGGAUGAAGUGUUUGAGGAAAUCUGAUACCUCACAUAGGCUCAACCUUUUCUACGUCGCCAACGAUGUCAUUCAGAACUGUAAAAGGAAAAAUGCCAUAGUUUACCGUACGGCGUUCGCCGAGAUGCUCCCCGAUGCCUUCUUGCUGGUCAACAAUGAAGGUGACUCCAAGGUAAUUAAAUCGGUGGAGAGGAUACUGACUAUCUGGGAGGAGAGGGGUGUGUAUUCAGGGACACUCAUUACUGAUCUUAGGAGUAGCUUAGUCAAAGAGGAGUCCCCUCCAGAGACACCCGUGGAGCAAAAAACUCCAGUCGAAUCUAAAGCAGAUCUAACGUCCAAGAUUGUUGCUGAGUUUGUGCCCCAGGCACUAUUCGACGAACUGUCCAAGUACAAGAAAUCUCUGGAGGAGUUGGACCUGAGAGAAAAACAGCUGGCAGCUAUGAGGGUUGACAUCUGCAGUUCUGAUGCCCUCAAGAGACUCAAAGAUAAGGCCGGAGGAAAGAAAUUCUCCAAGGACUUUGAAGAAGGAAGCGCUCAACUACAGGAGUUUGUCAAGUUCUUUGACAAACAAAUGAAAACCGGGCCUCCUCUCAUGGAGGCCCUCAGCAACGCAGAUAUCUUCUACGAGAUGCAGUACAAGGAGGUCAAGAUUGUUGCUAAUGCCUACCAGACGUUUGCCAACCGGGUGUCCCACCUGAAGCGUAAACUGGACUCCCUGAAGACCAACUUGCCAGACAUGGACGACUCGCCCAUCCCCUCACCCUCUGCAGACGCACCGUCUCCAACUGGCUCAGAGUCCCCUUUUCAUGGUCUGGAUUUAGCCGGCCCCGAUCCAGACAUUGACGGCUGCGCUAUGGAUGAUGAGGCAGAGCCACCGGCCCCGAGCCCGCUGUCCUCACCGGGUGGAUCCCCCAAACACGCGGAGACUCUCGGGCAGAGCGACAACCGUGAAGUGGAAGACAUGGAUCUCUCCGAGGAAGAAAUGGACAGCAGUGGCAUUAUAGUUGAGGAGCAGAUUGAAAGACACACCUACCCAAAGGUAUCCACGUCAAAAAUGGAGCCAUCAGUGGCAACACGGCAGCCUGUUGCACGGGUCACGCCCCCUGUAAAGGCUCCUGUUGCGGCUUUUGUAGCGGCUACAGCAGUGGCUCCUGUAAAGGCCCCUGCAAAGGCUCCUAUAGUGGCUCCUGUAAAGGCUUCUAUAGCUUUCCCGGUAAAGGCUCCUAUAGUGGCUCCUGUAAAGGCUCCUAUAGCAUUCCCGGUAAAGGCUCCUGUAGCGGCUCCUGUAAAGGCUCCUAUAGCAUUCCGGCUAAAGGCUUCUUUAGUGGCCCCUGUAAAGACUCCUGUAAAGGCUCCUGUAGCCGCCCCAGUAAAGGCUCCUGUAGCCGCCCCAGUAAAGGCUCCUGUUGCGGCCCCUGUAAAGGCUACUGUUGCGUCCCCUGUAAAGGCUCCUGUUGCGUCCCUUGUAAAGGCUCCUGUUGCGGGUCCUGUAAAGGCUCCUGUAGUGGCCCCUGUAGCGGCUCCUGUAGCAGCUCCUGUAGCGGCUCCUGUAGCAGCCCCUGUAAAGGCUCCUUUAGCGGCCCCUGUGAAGGCUCCUUUAGCGGCCCCUGUAACGGCUCCUGUAAAGGCUCCUGCAGCAGCAGUGGAAAGUGUUGACCUGGCAAAAAUUGGCUCCAUCCUCAGCAGUUUGAACUCAGUCAUGAAGAACACAGGACCAUUAGUGGAGAGCCCUCCUGCAGCUGCUGCCCCUGCUGGCUUCUCAUUGAGGACUACACCUGCUGCCUCUUUGGCCUCUCAUGAUGCCAGUUCACUAGUAAACCUUCUGUCCAAGGUGGACGUGAGUCGCACAGACCUCCUCGGCGCUCUCUCCAAAGUCAAGGGCCAAGGCAGCCGUGAGGGCAUCACUACUCGUCUGAGCAGCCCAGCUGCAAAUGUCUCCUCAGACUCCUCCAGUACAGGCAAGAUUCCUCCCUCAUCCACAUCCACAUCAGCAGCACCCUCUCAGAGCACGUCUCUCUCUUCUGUUGCACCCAUGCCUUCUUCACACAGCUCCACUAUAAGGCACAGUACAAGCUCCAAAGCCCCACCCCAGAUUUCCAAUCCAGCCUCCGCCCUGGUCCAGGCUCUCCAUAGAGACAUGGAUUUGAUAACAGAGACAAAACCAUCCCCGUCUUCUGCGAGUUUAGAGUCUAAAAUCCACAACUUUUUGCAGGGGAACCCUGCUUUCAAUGCAUUCGGCAUGAGUCUUCCUACGAACCCAGCACCGGGAGGUGAUAACCUCAGCCCAGUAACUGGGACAGACACCCAGGGUGGGACCCCAGUGCGGGAUGAGGGCGGAGGCACCCCAACUCAAGAUGAGAUCAUGGACAAACACGUGGUGGUCCCGUUCACUUCCAACACAAAUCAGUCGUCGAUUGGAGAAACUGUGAAAACGUCUCCUGUUGCGUACCAGGACAACAGUCAGCAGAACCGCAACAAUCCCCAACAUCACCUGCAGCCGGGUGCGGCUCAGAAUGGGCAGGUCUACCAGCCGUACCCAUACGGCCAACACAAGAUGCCAGAGCACGCCAUUACUGCACCUGUUGCACAUUACCAGCAGAUUUCUGCACAAACAGGAGGGCCAGUGCCUGGAGAAAGAGCCCCAGGCAGCGCCAGUAGCACACAGACUAUUGAAAACUUUCAUGGGGUGAGUGAGAGGGGUUGGUAUGGUGACACGUACCCAGAGGGGAUCCCUCAGCAACCCAGAGGCUACAAUGUGACAGCGCCCGGAGGGGCUGGAGAAAACAAGACGUCAGGACUUUAUCCAUACCAAACGGAGAAAUUCCAGGAACCUCAAGUCUCCCAGCACGGCGCAACCAUGUCCCCUGGUUUCCUCAGAGGCACCCUCCCUCCUGUCCCAAAGUUCCCUCCCCCUCCUCGUGUCUUUGACGCCCCUCCUCGCGUCUUUGACGUCCCUCCUCACGUCUUUGACGCCCCUCCUCCCGCGAGCAGCAGUAUGAUGAUGCCACCGGGGCAGCAGCCUAGCGCAGGCACGGGUGAGGCGAUCGGGCCCAGAGUCGACAGUGUCAUGAGUGGGAUGGUGGUCCACGACCAUCAACACAAAUCCAUGUUUCAUCCUGACGAUUCGUCGUACGAUCAUGACCGACCUCGCCCUCCUCACCCCGAGGAUUUCCACCCUCACCCAGAUGACCGAAUGCAUUACCAGGACGAGGUCCAUCAUCGGGAUGCCCGUUUCUUUCAAGACGACUCUUACCACCACCCAGACGAUCAAUAUUACAGGCAAGACAGCCCUUCGCAGCACUACCCCAGAGUUCAGGGGCGCCUCACUCCCCCUCAGUCACCCUCAGAGGACCCUUACUACGCCCAUGACUACCGGCGGCACAGCCCCCCUCCUCAGCACUACACUCCACGGAGACCACCACCACCACAACCUCAUUUUGAAAUGCGUCAUCCUGGUCCACGACCUCCACAUCGGCCUCCCCACCCAGCACAGCACCCGCACCCCAGAGGGCCCCCACGUGCACCAUUUCCUCGGUUCCAAGGCCCUGAUCCAGGGUUAAGAGGCAAACGUCCAGGUCCAAGAGGAGGCGGACACCCUGGUCCAAUGUUCCCCCCGAAAAGACCCUUUCCACCCCCACGGUACUGACUGGACAUGCAGCUUUGAGCUCUUUGAAUCACUGUGGAAGUCAUGAAGGCAGGGGCGGGGCUUUUUGAGAGUUGCCAUUAGAAACCUGUGAAAGUCUGGGUGGAUAAAAGUGCAGACACUGAGGUGGGCAUCAGGAGACAAAGUCAUACUGAAGAAAUAAUUCAGCAGCUACCAGAAGAAAAGUGAAGAAGAAAGGAUGUUGAGGAGAUACGACACCAGGAGAUGUGAAAGAAAUCGGAGGCUCUGAGAGGGCUGCUGAGCUGAGGAGUGAAGACAGAAGAUUAAAGAAAAUAAGAGGUGGAUAUAUAUAUAAUUCACUUUUUGUGUUAAUUGCUCCAGUAUGAAGCAUUGCAUUAAAUAUGAAAUUGAGCGUCCGUUUGAUAAAGGUCAGAGUGUGUGCAUGGUAUGCGUGUAUGCAUGCGCUCAAGCAUAAGUUAACUAGGCACAGCAGUUGAAUCCGACGAUAGUUAUUUUUGCUAAGAGAGUAACUAAAGAAUGUAGUUGGUGCAAUGUUUCUGCUGUUUUUUAGUUUUUCAGUGAGCAGUUUUGACUGCUUCUCUUCAUAUCAGCCGUUUCCCAGUAGCUUUUUGGUACAACAUCCAUUUAAAUUAAAUCACUUUGGGUGAGUGUAUGUUAUAGAAAUUAUGUUCCUCCUACAAUACUCGUUUUAGCAUAUUUAGGGAAAUUAUUUUUCAUUGUCCCAACUCCGAAUGUUAUAUAUUUGUGAAGCGAUGCUUUCUCCACCAGUGCGUAAGAUCCCUCCGGCGAUAGUUUUACGUCUCGUUAGGUUCCUUGAAGGAGAGCGGCACAUGUCCACUCGAAAGGAGAGGAGAGGUGUGAGAGUUAUUUUUUACUGCCUCCCAACACCGACGCAGAAGAAGUGCAUUUUUGGAGGGGAUGAAGAGACUCGUCUUCAUUUUCGUUUUACUUGUACUGACUAAUAAAAAUCUGAGUUUGAAAAA
Messenger RNA from Sebastes umbrosus (honeycomb rockfish), 5030 nucleotides. It is a transcript of the gene rprd2a, whose product is annotated as regulation of nuclear pre-mRNA domain containing 2a. Gene Ontology annotation, cellular component: RNA polymerase II, holoenzyme. The transcript is spliced from 10 exons. NCBI's taxonomy places the organism in Eukaryota, Metazoa, Chordata, Actinopteri, Perciformes, Sebastidae. Gene Ontology annotation, molecular function: RNA polymerase II complex binding. Bases 283 to 4068 code for a protein of 1261 amino acids. The record is from RefSeq and is a predicted model, not a curated record. Gene Ontology annotation, biological process: mRNA 3'-end processing.